GGCUUGUAGGCAAACCGAAAUGUCAGUCCAAGAUUCUCAUUUUGGUAAUUGAGUAUUUUUCGUUUGAUACCAUCGCUAAUGAGUUAUUUCUAUUUCUUUUCUGGCAACCCAAGUUGAUUUGAAAGUGAAUCGAAAAUUCAGAUUUUCUUGCUAUAAAAUGUUUUUCAACUUUCGUGCUUCAAUUUUCAACUUAAUAAAUCAAGCAAAGCGGGGCUAUGUCAGGAAAUGUUCUAUCAAAGAACUCAAUGCUGGGUUAACUAAGAAUUUGACAAUCAGUAGAAAUUUUGCUACAGAGAAAUAUUCGGAUUCACUGCCAGAAGAUUUGUCUAGUAUCCCGAUAGAGAGAAUACGUAAUUUUAGUAUUAUUGCACAUGUAGAUCAUGGGAAAAGUACUCUAGCCGACCGUCUUUUAGAACUUACGGGUGCUAUAUCAAAAGAUUCUCAAAAUCGGCAAGUUUUAGAUAGUUUACAAGUCGAAAAGGAACGUGGUAUAACGGUUAAGGCACAAACUGUAUCAAUUUUGCACAAAUAUAAAAAUGAAAAUUAUCUCUUAAAUCUAAUCGACACACCAGGGCAUGUGGACUUUUCAAAUGAAGUUUCAAGAUCGCUUGCAGCCUGUGAUGGUGUCAUCCUAUUAGUCGACGCUUGUCAUGGUAUUCAAGCCCAGACCGUUGCUAACUAUUAUUUGGCGAAAUCUAGAAAACUAUCAGUUGUUCCAGUAUUGAACAAAAUUGACAUAAUGCAUGCUAAUCCCGAACGCGUCAUCAAGGACUUGAAUUCAUUAUUUGGCAUUGAUCCUUCAGAAGUACUUAAGAUUUCAGCUAAACUGGGAACGGGAAUCCUUGAAGUUCUGCCGAAAGUCAUUGAAAAAAUAUCACCACCAAAUGUGAAUAGAAACACUCCAUUUAGAGCACUUAUAUUUGACAGCUGGUUCGAUAAAUAUCGUGGAGCAUUAAAUCUUAUUUACGUACAUGAUGGGUUCUUAAAAAUUGGAGAUGAAAUUCAGUCAUUUACAUCAGGAAAAUCAUAUCCAAUUAAAUCAAUUUCUCUUCUUCGUCCAAUGGAAACUGCUGUAACAAAGAUAUCUGCUGGCCAAGUUGGUUUAAUUUCUUGCAAUAUGCGAAACAGCAAAGAAUCCAUCAUUGGUGAUACCAUACAUAUAAAAACAACUGAAUGCACACCCAUUACCAGUUUUAAGCCGCAGAAGCCUAUGGUAUUCGCUGGAAUUUAUCCAUCUGAUCAGUCUAAACACGUUGUGUUACGAGGAGCUAUUGAAAAAUUAGUUUUGAAUGAUUCAGCAGUGACCGUUAGUUUGGACUCAAGCCCAGCUCUAGGACAAGGUUGGAGACUAGGAUUCCUCGGAUUACUUCAUAUGGAAGUAUUUUGCCAAAGGCUACAACAGGAAUAUUCCGUUGAACCUGUCAUUACAGCCCCGUCUGUGAUAUAUCGUCUAAAGUUAAAAAACCCCAAAGUUAUAAAGCAACACGGAAAUAAUAUAUUGGAAUUAUCGAAUGCUGCAUUAUUUCCAGAACCUCCCGAUGUUGAAGAAUAUUAUGAGCCACUUGUAAGCGGAACUAUAAUCACUCCCACAGAGUUUUUGGGAGACAUUAUUAGUCUAUGUGUUGAUCGACGUGGUGUUCAAGAAAGUUCAGUUAAUAUUGACAAUGACCGUAUUUUAAUGAAAUACAUCCUGCCACUUAGUGAGAUCAUUUUUGAUUUCAAUGAUCGCCUUAAAUCAGUAAGUUCAGGUUAUGCGAGCUUUAAUUAUGAAGACUAUGGGUAUAACAUAACAAAUGUUGUCCGAUUAGACAUUCUCCUUAACGGAAAGAAGGUUGAAGAGUUUUCUCGGAUAGUACAUUGUAGUAAAGCCACACUUGUUGGGAAAGAUAUGGUUGCUCGAUUAAAGGAACUUAUACCAAGACAAAUGGUUCAGAUCGCCAUUCAAGCAUGUGUUGGCAGUAAAAUACUCGCAAGGGAGACUAUUAAGGCUUAUCGAAAAGAUGUUACAGCUAAAUUGUAUGGUGGAGAUGUCACCAGAAGAAUGAAACUAUUAAAGCAACAAUCUGAAGGUAAAAAGAAAAUGAGGAUGUUUGCUAACAUAAGGGUACCGCAUGAAACUUUCAUAAACGUUUUGAAAAGAUAGCCAUAUCUAAAAUAAAUAAAUAUUGUAUGAAAAUUGUAA
Messenger RNA from Eupeodes corollae, 2182 nucleotides. It is a transcript of the gene waw, whose product is annotated as translation factor waclaw, mitochondrial. NCBI's taxonomy places the organism in Eukaryota, Metazoa, Arthropoda, Insecta, Diptera, Syrphidae. The record is from RefSeq and is a predicted model, not a curated record. Bases 158 to 2143 code for a protein of 661 amino acids. Gene Ontology annotation, biological process: positive regulation of translation. The transcript is spliced from 6 exons. Gene Ontology annotation, molecular function: mitochondrial ribosome binding; GTP binding; GTPase activity. Gene Ontology annotation, cellular component: mitochondrion.